Messenger RNA from Plutella xylostella (diamondback moth), 2911 nucleotides. RefSeq names its product polypeptide N-acetylgalactosaminyltransferase 3. Gene Ontology annotation, molecular function: polypeptide N-acetylgalactosaminyltransferase activity. The record is from RefSeq and is a predicted model, not a curated record. NCBI's taxonomy places the organism in Eukaryota, Metazoa, Arthropoda, Insecta, Lepidoptera, Plutellidae. Gene Ontology annotation, biological process: protein O-linked glycosylation. Gene Ontology annotation, cellular component: Golgi apparatus.
UACAUUUCCACUUCUUUUAUGAAAAAAACACAUUAAAUUCAUUUAAAUAUUUAAUAAGAGCAAAAGCUUCGCUAUGUUUUACUCUGAGAAUUACCAGCCUUCAUUUUAAUUGAUCAGUUGAAUUGCAUUUCAAUUUAAAUCAUGCAACUCAAACUUAGUAUUUCCUUGAACACACACCUCAGCGAUACCAUUCAAAAAUUAUAGUAAAUAUCGAGUUCCGAGGUUGUUUCUACAUGUUUAGUCACUAUAACCACGAUCUAAAUAUCCAGAAUCUGGCAAUAUGAAUGUUAAAAAUGAAAUUUGGUCACUAAUAUGUCGUGGCAGAAAGAAAAAAAUUGUCCUGUUGAUUGUAAUUCUGAUCUUUCUGCUGAAUGCUAUGUUGUAUGUCAGUUUCGAAUUAUACAAUACAAUCAAGAGGAAAAAUGACAAUCCUUGGUUCAACAGACUGCAGUUUGACAAGAACUCCUACAUAGAUGACAAGGGCAUGCGACUGAUAGUUGGACAUUACAUGGGAGGUGGCCCGGGAAGGAACUUAUCCAGUGAUGUAAUAAACAGCAACAACUACGCCCCGGUGGCCGGGGCGGGCGAGGGCGGGCGGCCGGUGCAGCUGUCUCCGCGGGAGAUCAUCACAGCCAGGGAGCUCUACUCGCUGCACUCGUACAAUAUACUGGUCAGCGACAGGAUAUCUAUUAACAGAAGCCUUCCUGACAUGAGAAGUGAGAGUUGCAGAAAUGUAGAAAUAGAUGUGGAAAAUCUGCCCACUGCUUCAAUUAUCAUAGUGUUCCACAACGAGGCCUGGUCGACCCUGAUGCGAACUGUCAUGUCGGUGAUAUUGCGAUCUCCAUCUAACUUGUUGAAAGAGAUAAUCCUCGUAGACGACGCAAGCGACCGCCUGUACCUAGGCCGAGAGCUGGACGAGGCCGUGGCGUCCCUGCCCCAAGUGUCGGUCCUGCGCAGCGCCGCCCGCGCCGGGCUGGUGGCCGCGCGGCUUCGGGGCGCCUCCCGGGCACAGGGACACGUGCUGGUGUUCCUGGACGCGCACUGUGAGGUGACGACCGGGUGGCUGGAGCCUCUGCUAGACCGCGCCGGCAGCGACGACGUGUUCAUCUGUCCUCACAUCGACCUGCUCUCCGAGGACACGCUCGCCUACACCAAGAGCGUCGACGCUCACUGGGGCGCCUUCAGCUGGAGGCUGCACUUCCGCUGGCUCAUACCCAGCGAAGAAGUCAUGCUGAAGAAAGUCGAGAACCCCUCCAAACCGUACCCCACGCCGGCCAUGGCGGGCGGCCUGUUCGCGGUGAGGAAAAGUCUAUUUUGGCGUCUCGGCGGGUAUGACGAAGGGAUGCGUAUUUGGGGCGCGGAGAAUCUAGAGUUGAGCUGGCGAGCGUGGCAGUGCGGCGCGCGCGUCGAGAUCACAUCCUGCUCCAGGGUCGGACACAUAUUCCGAAGACACAGCCCCUACAAGUACCCCGGAGGAGUCACGGCGGUCCUCAACGCCAACCUCGCCCGAGCCGCCACAGUAUGGAUGGACGAAUGGGCCGACUUCUUCUUCAAAUUCAACCCGAGCAUAGCCGCUAUCAAAGACCAGCAAAACGUGUACAGCCGCGUCAAGCUUCGGAAAGAGCUGAACUGCAAAAGCUUCAAGUGGUACUUAGACAAUGUGUGGCCUCAGAAUUUCUUUCCCAGUAAAGAGCGGUGGUUCGGUAGGGUUAAAAACGGGCGCGGGGCUUGUUUGGGGGCAGCCGGGAUCCCUGGUCUGGGCGGGCCGGCCGCCGGCAUCGCUUGCGGGCAAGACUUGGAGCUGGAGAAGCUGAUAGUCUACACUCCAGAAGGGAGGAUAAUGGUUGACGAAGGGCUGUGCUUGGAGGCGGGUAGCGGGCGCGUGGUGUGGCGAAGUUGCACGAGGAACGAGAGCGGCAGCAAACAGAUGUGGCUGCAAGUCGGGACUCAGUUGAAGAAUAGGGAGAAUGACGAGUGUCUCACUCUGGUUGUGGGCUCCAGUGACGAUGGUGUGGGAGACCCUCUGAAGCUGAGGAAGUGUGUGGGAGGGGCGGCUCAGCUGUGGCGGUUUGACCGCGUGCCGUGGAGGUGAUUGCAAGUAAAGAGAACUGACUUUUUUCGUAAAGUCUCAAAGACAUUACCAAAAUUGAUCGCAAAAGACUGAACUGAAACAUUCCAUACUCAAUUGCGUGGCAGCUUAAGAUAAGUGUAAAUAAGUUUUGUACUUUUUUAUGUGCGGGUUUCCCACUCAAAGCUACUAAAAGUAGUGAUUAGUAUAAGUUUAAUUAAUUAUGUAGCCGGGCGUGAAAAUGGCUUGCGAAAGGUUCAUUACCACCUAUCCAUAACAAUAUUUUGAGGAUAUGUAAUAUCCUAGAUAUUCUUUCCUCAGUUUCCAGUUACAACUGAAUAGGAAAUGAACAUUGUACAAACAUGGUGAAAACCAUAGAAAUAAUAAUGCUAUCUCUAUUUAAAGUCACUGCCACAGUGCGAGUACAAAAUAUCAUGAUUUAUCAAUCAUUUAGUACUAAAAAUUCAAAAAAUACUGACCUCGACUCAAAUAUGUUUUACCGAGGAUAGAUAUAACUGACUUGAGGAACUACUAUAAGUAAGUAUUAAGUAAAAUACAAAUUAAUUGUGUUAUUUUUAUUGCCAACGAGGUUGUGAAUAAGAUAAAAUAUCCGAAAAACAAAAAAAACUCAUUUUGCAAGAACCAGUAAACAAGAAGACUUGCAUUCUGAAAAAAGUCAGCCUACAACAGUGAACUAAAAAAAUAUAUGCAUAACCUUAAAAUGUAAGUAAAACACCCCAGUUGGUUUAACCAAUAUGUGACUAAAAUGAAUCUCUGUAUAAAUAAAAUAUCCUAGCAGCUAGCACAAAGAUAAUUAUGCACAAAUAAAAAACUUAAAGUUGA